AGAGGAGCCGUUGGACUGCUGGUUAGCUGGUGGACACGACAGUGAUGGAGGCAACGUCUCGCUGCAGCAGAAAAAGGCUCUGUGACGGAGCUGCUCUCCACCUGAACCAGAUUUCAGGCUGUAAGAGGAGGUACAAAGAGCAGGAGGAGGAGAUGAAGUUGAAGAGGCAAGAAAGAACUGGAAAGGAGAACAGAGAUCCAGGAGAACAUCUGCACAGGACCAGAAGAACCCAGAGCCGAAACGAAGACCAGAGGGUUUCAAAGACCAGAACCAGGACCAGAUCCACAGCUGGGCUUUCACCUGGAACUGCAUUCAGACCUGCAUAUGAGAUCCAGUCCUGCAGACCGGAGGUCAGAGUGGCUCUAAUCAAAAAGACCACGAUCCAGACCUCAGUCCAGGUUUUAGAUUACACUGACCCAGCACCCACUGAGACACAUCUGGACCAGAGCAAACCAACCACAACCAUGUCAGGGGUCAGGUCCAGAUCCACAGCGGUCUCUGAUGACUUCUCAGGGACUAGAACCACCAAAAAAAGGUCUGACAGACUUUGGGGUCCAGGAUCAUGCAGAGGAGAUGGGGCACCACCAAGGAUCAGGUCCAGUUCUCUGGGGGGCAGAACUGAGAUCAGGACCAAGAGAAGGAGGAAGAUCCACCCGUCUGCAUUCAGAGGCAGAGGUCAGCUUCGGCUGUCAAUCACUCCAGAGGGGGGACAGCUCGUCAUUCACAUCCACGAGGCCCGAAGGCUGAUGGGAAAGUCCUGCAGGUCAUGUGACUCGUAUGUGAAGCUGACUGUGACCUCUGACCUCCAUCGUGAUGUAAGGAUGAAAACUCAGUUGGUGCCAAACAACAAGAACCCAGAAUACAACCAAAGCUUCAAGAUGUGCAUCAGGAAGAGCCUACUCCCAAGCAGAGUGAUGAUCUCGGUGGUGAGACGUUUACCUGAAAUCCGGCGCAGUCAGCUGAUUGGCUGUAUGAGUUUUGGGAUUGGCUCUCUCAUGUCAUCCUCAAAGCUGAUGACUGGUUGGUUCUAUCUCCUGGGGGAGGAGUUUGGGCAGAGCAAACACCUGAGAGUGACAUCACCACAGAGCAGACCAAUAAGGAGCCCUGAGGGAGAGAUGGGGGAGAAGGGGGAAGCAUCUGGAGCAGAUCUCAGAAGGACUCCGGACUCAGUUCCGGAUGCUGACCUGAGCCACACCAACAGGACCAGCACAGUUGGCACAACCAACCAGCCCAACUGCACUACCUCAUCUUCAAGUGGACCCAAAGAGUCGACCCAACAGGGCCCGGCCUCCAGUCAGCCCCUCAGCCUCAGCUCGCCCAGCGUUAGCUACAGCAGCUACAUGUCCACGCUGUACGCCAACAACCUGAACCAGGAGAACCGGGGCGGCAGCACACAGAGGCUGAUGGUCAACAUUGUUCGAGGAAAAGAUGGCUUUGGAUUCACAAUCUGUUCUGAUUGUCCAGUCCGAGUCCAGGCUGUGGAUGCAGGAGGUCCUGCGCACAGGUCUGGACUCUGUCAAGGAGACUCUGUACUGCAGCUGAACGGACUUCCUGUAGAAACCUGGACUUGUGCUGACCUGGCACACGCUAUCAGGAGCUGUCCAACUCAAAUUGUGUUGGUGGUGUGGAGAGGCUUGCCUGAGUUUGGAUCAAGAUGUGAAGCUUUGCUCCGCCCACAAACUCACAACACGACCACAGGAAGCAAGCUACUGUCUCACCCCUCCCACAGCAAACAUGGCCGUCGGUGGGGACAGGGGCUUGGAGUCCGGUCCAGUUUGGGGGCUCUGGGUUCUCUAUGGAAGGAUAGAAAGGAGGACCAGAAGGAAGAUCAGGAAGAGGAAGACCAGGAACUGUACUCAUCUCACACCACCACGUUAAAGGGCACCCGUGUGACAUCAUCAAAUGGAGACAAUUACAUCAUUCUCUCACCUGUUAAUCCAGGAGAGCAGCUGCUGCAGCCGGUUUUCCAGGACCGGAAUGGGACGAUUGGUCGUCUGUACCAGACUCACCCCAGCAGAAGUCAGAACCUCCCCCACAAUCCUCGACCCUGGUCAAAACGGCGACCAUUCACUAGCCGCACCUCCACCCUUCCUCCUCCUCCAUCCAAAAUCUCCUCAUCAGUCCCAUCCAGUAACUACAGCAACUACCAGAACUGCACCAUCGUCCAAUCACAUCUGCCCCACUCUGGAUACGGACCCUACACCAGCCUGGCACCCAAAACUCUCAUCUUCCCCAUCUUUGUUCAGCCUCUGGAUCUCUGCAGCCCGAACAGAACCCUGCUUCUUUCAGAAGAAAUGAUCCUACACCAAGCUGACCUGCUGCCCACCAAGGUGACGGUGUUGAUCUACAGCGACCUGCUGUUGUUUACCAGAGAGGAUGAAGCUGGACGCUGUAAUGUCCUACAGAGUCCUCUGUACAUGAACACAGUCCAGCUCAGAGAAGUGCCAUCAGAACCGCUCCACAUCUACUUCCUGCAGAGCUCUCAGAGCUGCUGGCACUGUCUCUUCAGCUUGGAGGCGUUCAGCAUCGAGCAGAAGGUCCGAGUCAGCCUCUGUCUCCAUGACAACAUACAACUACAGCUGGUUGCCACAGAAACGAGACACAGCCACCAGCUCUCAGACCUCCCCUCAGAUUUCGGACACCUCUCUCUUGGACAGUCUGACCUCCUCUAUCAUCCUCCUUCUCCUUACUCCUCCCUCUCUGACCCCCACAGACCUCCUUCCCACUCUUAUUCCCCCAGAUCUUCCCUCUCUUGUUCCACUCCUCCUCCUCCUUCACCUGCCCCAUUUCCCACUACAUCACUGUACACCUCCUCCUCACCUCCCUCCAGAUUCGGCACCUCCCCACCUCAGUUUGUCUCUCUGCCGUCCUGCUCCUCUUCCUCCUCCUCUUCCACUCUGAGGAGUCCUGUCUGGAAGGAAAGAGGGGAAGCAGAGGAAGAGGAGAGGAGGAAGAGGAGACGAGAGGAGGAGGUGGAAGAGCGGCAGCAGGGGGAGGGGGAGAGCGCCUCAGAAACUUCAGAGAAUGUUGGAGGAGUCGUGGGGAGAGGCUUCCUGCUCAGCCCCCCCCACUUCAACCUGAGGGACGAAGAGGAAGAGGAGAGUGAUGAGGAGGAGGGAGGAGGUGAUGAAGAGUUUUUCACCUACAGACCUGCAGUUUUGCAGCGCUCUCUCUCUGAGGGUUCUCUGCUGCAGGAACCUCGAUCGCCCCGCUUCCUGUCUGACAGCACCAUCCACCGGCUGACCCGCACAGCAAACUUUAACUUCGGGCCUUCUUCAGGCUCCGUCCCCCAACCUCCCUCCCCCCAAACUCUGAGGAAACACCUGACCAGGGAGGGGACAUCUCUGCACCACAUGCUGCAGCUGCUCAAUGGCAACAAGGGUGGAGAGUCCAGAAAACGUCAGCUGAUAAAGAAGAACAAGAGUUUGGCUGCUGAUGUCCGGAGUCGCUUGGCAUUUCUGCGAAGAAGGAAAAAUGGUACCAGUAUCCAUGGUAACAGCUUGGAGAAAGCUUUAAAAAACAACAGACCACCUGCUGCAGAGGUGCUGAGGUGGGCCGACAGUCUGGAGGCUUUACUGGCCAAUCAAUAUGGUCUGGCAGUGUUUCGUCAUUUCCUGAGGUCAGAAUUCAGUGAGGAGAACCUUGACUUCUGGUUGGCUGUGGAGAGAUUUAAGAUGACACGCCCCUUCAGCAAGAUGACUGCCAGAGCUGGGAAAAUCUAUGAGGAGUUUAUUUCCACAAAUGCAGCCAGACAGGUCAACGUGGACUCAUCCGUCAGGGAUUCGACCAAUCACAACCUCUAUCUUGGUGUUCAUCCCGCCUCCUUCCAGCUGGCUCAGGAUCAGAUUUUCAGCCUAAUGGAGGCUGACAGUUACCCACGAUUCCUUAAGUCCCUCCUCUAUGCCCAGUUGGCCAAUCCAAGCACAGACACAGCCUUGGAGCCAACCAAUCUUAAGGAACCUGUUGGUCAGUCAUGAGGGAAGUGGGGAAAUGGAAUUAAAUGGUGGACAGAUUGGCUGAAUAUUGCCUCUUUAGCCAAACAGUUAAGGCCCAUCUACACAGCUGCAUGAUGGGAAAUGUAGGAUCCAGAGUUUGUGACUGCAGUUUUGUUGACGUUUGUCUCUCACAUGAACUAUUAUAUUGUCACAGAUAACAAAUGUUAGUUUGAUUUGAAUAAUUAUCCCACUAAGUCAGAUGUUUGUUGUUUAACUGAAACCUUUUUAAAUGUGUCAGUUUAGUGAAGUUUAACUGUCUGACAGGAAUCAACAUUAAAUUAGCCCCCUGAUUUGUUAUUGACUUUGACCUGAUGUUUAAUGUGACCGAAGCUCUUCCACGAUGAUGCUCCGACCAAUUCGACCAUCAGUGGGAUGCUGAUGAUAACUCUCUAAACUAACAAGAAGCUGUGAUGUUUAACACAAGACUUUUGGGGUUUUCUAACAAUGAGUUCAGAAAUCAUUUAACAUAUUAGUUGAAGUUCAUAAUGUUUUGUUUGACUGAUUAUUGAUUAUCUGGAAAACAGACAAGAGGCUGUUUUACAAU
This is a messenger RNA of Melanotaenia boesemani (Boeseman's rainbowfish), 4539 nucleotides long. RefSeq names its product regulator of G-protein signaling 3-like. Lineage: Eukaryota; Metazoa; Chordata; Actinopteri; Atheriniformes; Melanotaeniidae. The record is from RefSeq and is a predicted model, not a curated record. The transcript has 27 exons. Bases 45 to 3977 code for a protein of 1310 amino acids. Gene Ontology annotation, molecular function: protein binding. Gene Ontology annotation, cellular component: plasma membrane; nucleus. Gene Ontology annotation, biological process: signal transduction.